This is a messenger RNA of Oncorhynchus tshawytscha (Chinook salmon), 8223 nucleotides long. Its product is annotated as protein MTSS 2. The transcript is spliced from 16 exons. The record is from RefSeq and is a predicted model, not a curated record. Gene Ontology annotation, cellular component: cytoplasmic side of plasma membrane; actin cytoskeleton. The coding region runs from base 481 to 2874 and encodes 797 amino acids. NCBI's taxonomy places the organism in Eukaryota, Metazoa, Chordata, Actinopteri, Salmoniformes, Salmonidae. Gene Ontology annotation, biological process: plasma membrane organization; cell projection assembly. Gene Ontology annotation, molecular function: phospholipid binding; actin binding.
ACUGCCUCUGCUCCAAUCACCGGCAGCCUCGCGCUCCCCUGGUAGGUCUACUCACCAACCUACAGUCUCACAUUUUGAUAGAUCACUCCCGAGCUAUAAACGCGCAUCAACACAACUCGAUUUUUCCUUGCUACCCGAAGAUGAGAGUGUCCAUCGCGGUGCCCUCUGCAUGCUUUACCUCCUAACUCGGGCUCUAGACCCGCAGCUGGGACGGGAGAGAGAGCAACCUCUCUUUUCUCUCAUCAUCACAAACUUGGUGUUCCAAGGACACGGGGAGCGAGCCGACAGUCGACGACAAUAAUUGUACGGUAUUUGUGUAUCCUUUCUCAUUUAAGCAAACUUCCUCAUCCUGUCUUUCACGCUGGGCACAGAAGCAGAGAGAAGAAGAAGAAGGCUCCGCAUCGCUAUUUCUACCGUGGAAAUACAUUUGGUGGGGUUUUGUGCCCUGUCCGUAUUUGGUGAACCCUGGAUUUAGUGAACAUGGAGACGGUGGAGAAGGAGUGCGGGGCGUUAGGUGGACUAUUCCAGGCGAUUGUCAAUGAUAUGAAGUGUUCAUACCCCGUGUGGGAGGACUUCAGUGCCAAGGCCACCAAACUGCACUCCCAGCUCCGGACCACAGUGCUGGCGGCAGUGGCCUUCCUGGAUGCCUUUCAGAAGGUGGCGGACAUGGCCACCAACACCAGAGGCGCCACCAGAGACAUUGGAUCAGCUCUUACCAGGAUGUGCAUGCGGCAUCGCAGCAUCGAGGCCAAACUGCGCCAUUUCACCAAUGCUCUGAUGGAGAGCUUGAUCACUCCUCUCCAGGACAGGAUUGAGGAUUGGAAGAAGACCGCCAACCAGCUGGACAAGGACCAUGCCAAAGAGUACAAGAGAUCUCGUCAUGAGAUCAAGAAGAAGUCCUCAGACACCAUGAAACUGCAGAAGAAGGCCCGGAAAGAAAUCCAGGGCCGAGGGGACCUGCAGCCCCAGCUGGAUAGUGCCAUGCAUGAUGUGAAUGACAUGUACCUGCUGAUGGAGGAGACAGAGAAACAGGCGGUGCGCCGCGCUCUGGUGGAGGAGAGGGGACGCUUCUGCACCUUCAUCGGCUUCCUGCAGCCUGUAGUGAAUGGAGAGAUUGCCAUGCUGGGAGAGAUCACUCACCUCCAGGCCAUUAUUGAUGACCUCACUGUGCUCACCACUGAUCCCCACAAACUGCCCCCCGCCAGCGAGCAGGUGAUUAAAGACCUGAAGGGUUCAGACUACAGCUGGUCCUACCAGACCCCCCCCUCCUCCCCCAGCAGUUCUGGCUCCAGGAAGAGCAGCAUGUGCAGCAGUGUGAACAGCGCCCACAGUAGCGCCUCUCGCUCCUCCGGAGGCUCUCAGACUCACUCACCCAGUUCAUCCUAUCGCUACCGCAGCCUGGCCCAGCCGCCACCAGGGAACGCUCACCGCCUCAGCAGCGUCUCCUCCCACGACUCAGGCUUCAUAUCACAGGACGCCAACGUCUACUCCAAGCCUCCCUCGCCCAUGCCCUCUGACAUCACCAGCCAGAAGUCAUCAAGCUCCGCAUCCUCCGAGGCAUCCGAGACCUGCCAGUCAGUCAGUGAGUGCAGCUCUCCCACAACGUUUGGCUCGUCCUUCGCUACCUUCCGCCCUGCUCUCUCUCACACUGGCUCCAUCAGGCCUCUCUCUGUCAUACUUCCUGCGUCCCCACCCUAUAACUGCUCCCCUGGAUCCAACACUACCUCUCCCACAUCAAAGGUUCCUUGCUGGAAGGAUUGGUCCAAGGCAGGUUCUUAUGAGCAGCCAUUGGCUGCCACGCUUCAGCGGCGGAAGGAGCCCCUGGAUAGGCUGAGGGAGAGCGAGGUAUCCCCGGGCUCCCAGGGAUAUGCUGGUGCUCACCCAGACGAUGUCCAGAGGCCCCGAAUGACCCCCGCCACCAUCGCUGCCAAGCACGGCGAAGAGGUGUCUCCAGCAGCCAGUGACCUGGCCAUGGUCCUGACCCGUGGUCUCAGCAUGGAGCAGCAGAAGAGCAACAGGGACUCCCUGCAGUACUCUAGUGGCUACAGCACCCAGACCACCACGCCCUCCUGCUCCGAGGACACUAUCCCCUCUCAGGGGUCGGAUUAUGACUGCUACUCUGUGAAUGGAGAUGCCGAAGGUGAGACGUCAACUGACUUUGACAAGUCCUCCACCAUCCCCCGCCAUAGCAACAUCGGCCAGAACUACCGCCGCAUGAUCCAGACCAAGCGGCCGGCCAGCACCGCUGGUCUGCCCAGUGGAGCCCAGGGCGGAGUGCCUGGAGGGGGAGGGGGCAUUGGGACCCCUGGGACUGCCACCAUCCGCCGAACCCCAUCCACCAAGCCGGGUGUGAGGCGCACCCUGUCCAACGCGGGCCCCAUCCCUAUCCGCCCCCCCAUAGUGCCAGUGAAGACACCCACGGUGCCUGAUGCUCCUGGGGGGUACCCCGGGCCUCCGGUACGUGUGGGCAGUGAGGAGUGCGUGUUCUACGUGGCGGAUGACUCCUCCCCCAACACGUUGGAGUAUGUGAAGGCCUCUCCUAAGCGUCUGAGCCUGCCCAACACAGCGUGGGGGUCUGGGGGAGCGAUGGAGAUGAGUGUGUAUGUCCAGCACGGCUCUGAGGAGGACCAGAUGAUAGCCGCUAACCGCCACAGCCUGGUGGAGAAGAUAGGAGAGCUGGUGGCCAGUGCCCAUGCCCUUGGGGAGGGACAGUUCCCCUUCCCCAACCUUCCUGAUGACCCCCCACCUGGCCCGGCCCCCCAGCACGACCCCCAGGCCACCGGGUCAGGCACCGACGUGCUGGUGUCCAUCCGCAGGGGUGUGCGGCUCCGCAAGACCGUCUCCAACGACAGGUCAGCGCCCAGGAUUUUGUGAUGGUCCACAGCGGAGCGGAGGGAGCGCAGCCUGCACCCACCGUGGUGCCCCAACCACUACAUACAGUACUGACACUGUAGUAAAGAAGUGAAUAUGACAACAGAAGAUUAAAAAAAACAAGUUUUAAUUAGAAGUAAAUGAUAAAUAACAAUAAUAAUGCUGAUAAUGAAAAAGUAAAGGAUGAAUAAUAAUGACAGGCUCUGGCCACUAUAACUCUGUCGUGUCUGGGCGCAUGUUUGUUUAAUUAGCACCACCAUCACCAUGGGAUCCUCAGACUGUAUAUAGAGACUCUGUCUGGACUGACUGCCGAGAGAGAGACUGUUUAUAGGGACCUGGACUUCCAGCCACCCUCUCCACCUCCUCCCACAACCCCCCCACUCCUCACCCAACCUCUUACCCCCCCCAUUCUAGAGUAAAACAGAGGGAAGCAGGUGGUGGAGAGACAGAUGAAAAGUGGGGUCAAUAGGGGGUCCCAUCUCUCCCUUUAGCUCGGGCCACAAGGCUCUGACAAUGCACUGUUAGCUUUAAACCAUGGCUAACCGUGUGUGUGUGUGUGUGUGUGCGUGUGUAAGAGGUGGGCAGAGUUCUGCUGCAGGUCAGCCGGUUGUAUUUGAGGGUGGGGCUUCUCUCCUCUGUGUCGUUUGUUGUUACCCUCACACGGGGCCCACACUGGCUAAAUCAACGUCGUUUCCACGCCAUUUGAAUGAAAUGACGUUGGACCGAUGUGGAAUAGACGUUGAAUUGACGUCUGUGCCCAGUGGACUGUUUUUAUUGUGACAUUUGAUUUCCUGUUACCACUGUAUGAGAAGCUACAAAAUGAAGCCAGGCGUAUAUAUUUUCUAAAUCCAGAGAGAACAUGUUAAUAAGAAAUGGAGCAAUAAAUGUGUUUUAUUUUCUGCUUGCGGAGUGGAGGAGGAACAGAAGCUGUUAUCUUAGGUUUAGGUUCUCUUUUUUAACUUGCAGGCAAUCAUCAGGCAUGCUCAAGUACACAUGACAGUGGCUGUCUAACUCUGGCCAUUGGCUUUUCUCAAGUCCUGGCCUGAUGUGUUAAAAAAACAGAAAAAUCCUAGAAAACUGAAGCACUUUGAAGGUUAGUUUCUAGUGUGACCACUAGGAGUCAGUGUGGUCACGCUAUGUGAUGAGACGAGGGUGCUGGGGGACUGAGACAGUUGGUUGUCAUGCGGUGUGCUGAGUGCGUGCCACAGACCAGUGAGUGAAGCAGUUCAAUUGGUGAGAGAAUAGGAAGAUCGAAAAAGGAAGUGAUAAAGAAAGGUGGGAAAUGGGAACGGAAGGAUACGCCAUUGGAGGCAUGGUUAUGUACAAUGGGUCCAUGCUGAAAAGGUUGAAUUCCAAAAAAAAACGGAUUUAUAAUGUAGAUCAUAACAUUUAUGUAAAGAGGGGGAUGGUAAGCUGCUGUACUAGUCAUCACCUGUUGUGAGUCUCAAACACGAGAUCCAUAGCUCAUGUGCAGCCUUUACUCGGGAGCUGGCUUUGCUAAAGACAUUAGAAUGAAAGUGACUAUAGCCAGGGAGAAACAGUGUGGAUAAUGUAAGGGGUUGCCAGAAGAAGGUGGAUAUUUAUGUUUACAGAGUUAGCUGGAAGAGAGUUGCUGCAGCGGAGAGAGAUGGAAUGAGCAUUUCACUGCCUGUUCAUACUGUAAGCCCGAGUCGAGAGUCAGACGCACAGGUGGAAGUCAAGACUAGAAACUGUAUGAAUAUAUAGUAACCUUUCAUAAAAUUAUGUUGCCAUAUUUUUGCAAUAAUGUUAUGCUGUAGUCUUACUUUUGUCAAUGAAAAAAAUAUUAAUUCCAGAGAACAAUGAAUCACAGUGAUAUAGGAUCUGAGCAGGCAGAGAGAGCAUUAUUCUGACCGUUGUACUGUAGGGUAGUGAUGAACUUCAUGGAUGUCUGCCCAAUGCUCCCUAGCAGUGAAUGUUGAUGUCCUCACCUUGACGACAAUGACUAUUACAAAAUGUAUCUCGAUGCUUAUUUUGUUUUAAAAAAUGUUUUUAUUUAUUUUGCUUAAAUAGAGCACUGUUUUAGAAAUGCCUGUGGCUGUUUUAAAGCGAGGGUCUGCUUUGAGAAGAUGAGAGAAACACCUGGUAUUGUAGAAUAUUGCUCAUCUGCUGGAGUGCUGAAAUAGUACUUCCGCAAGGGGCUCUGUAAGAGGGUAUGUGGGUGUGGGUGUGACGCGGAGGAAGGGGAGAGACCAGCAGUCUGGUGGGCGUGGCCCAGGGUGGAUGUGACCUCCCGUGGCACAGUGCAUUCUCGACCAGAGGAUGUCUGCAAAGCACAGGUCAGAACGAUGUAUAUUUAUAUAUACAUAUAUACAUACAUAUACUGUUUAAGAAGUUGAACACUAAUUGUACAGGUCAAAUUGCUAGAAUAAAAAAAAAAGUUUAACUCACUUUACUUCACAUUACUGAAGAAAUGUUUACUGUCUUUUUAACUGUGCAGACUUAACUCUGGCAAUUAUUCUGUUCCAAUUUCUUGUCAUGCUUGAAUUACUCUGCUUCAUUCUGAUUGUGUGUGAUGCUCCUUACCGUUCCCCAGCCCCCAACUAUGUAACCAUCACUUCUAUCAGAGCAUUAGAGCGACAGAAAGACAGGAUGUGGCACAGAGACAGACAGACCGAGUGAGACUGGGCCGUUUGCUAGUGUGUGUUAGACUGAGAGGACCCCUACAGAGGAACUACAGGGAUGUCAGUCUUGGUUGUCUCUCUGCCUGGGAUGAGGUGACACUCUCCAAGACCCCAUGGUGGAUGACUAGCAGUCACCUCACUCCCUCACACCCCCACAGCUGGGCUGUCUCUGGGCAUGUGUAGGCCUCUCCCUCUUUCCUCACUAUCACUUGCUUCUCGCCAUCCUCACACUGGGUAGAGAUGUCAGUUUAACGUCUAGAUUCGAUUUACAUUUGGUUGAGUUGUCAUCUAACAAUAAUUCAACAUUAAAUCAAUAAAAAAAGACGGAUGCCCUUGCAUUGAUGACGUUUUGCACAUCCAAUUAGUUUUCCAUGUUGAUUCAACGUCAACGCAUAGUUUUUUGGGGGGUUGGAAUGACGUGGAAACAACGUUGAUUUAACCAGAUUUUGCCCAGUGGGCUACCCCCACUUAUACUCUCAAUAAAUGAACGUGUUUCUUUUUAACCUCUUAUCCACCACAACCCCAACUCCUACUAGCAGCUCACUCCAUAGCUUGCCUCAGCAUCAGCUCUUAAAGCCAGAGCCAAGCCCAAACUCCUACUAGCAGCUCACUCCAUAGCUUGGCCCAGCAUCACCUCUUAAAGCCAGAGCCAAGCCCAAACUCCUACUAGCAGCUCACUCCAUAGCUUGCCUCAGCAUCAGCUCUUAAAGCCAGAGCCAAGCCCAAACUCCUACUAGCAGCUCACUCCAUAGCUUGCCUCAGCAUCAGCUCUUAAAGCCAGAGCCAAGCCCAAACUCCUACUAGCAGCUCACUCCAUAGCUUGCCUCAGCAUCAGCUCUUAAAGCCAGAGCCAAGCCCAAACUCCUACUAGCAGCUCACUCCAUAGCUUGCCUCAGCAUCAGCUCUUAAAGCCAGAGCCAAGCCCAAACUCCUACUAGCAGCUCACUCCAUAGCUUGCCUCAGCAUCAGCUCUUAAAGCCAGAGCCAAGCCCAAACUCCCAACAGGACUUUGACUGAAACACUUUCCCGCUGGGUGCUAAUGCAAGGACAGGGAAUAACUGUGUCGUCACAAUAAAAUGCUAGUUUCACAUUAGAAGAACAACACUUCCAUGAGAACAUGAUAUGAUGUCUCAUGCUGGCUGGAUUAUAGCUAAUGAAAUCAUUUAAAUUAAACCUUCGCUUCACUCUAAGUGAGUGUUCAUUUGCGAUAAGUGCCCAUGUGACUUCUCUCUCUCAAAUCGGGUGAGUUGUUUGUCUGUGUAUCCUGCUGCGUUUACCAUGGGUGGUGUGUCCAUAGUGUUAGCGCUGUCGUGAGGGGAAUGGAGCAAAUGGGUUGAUGGGAGUGUUUUAGCACAAUACACUUUUCUCUUCAUGUCGAGUGAGGUUUGCACAGUGCUGUGUAGAGAUGCAUUUUUCACUUCCGUGUCUCUGCAGUACAGCCUCGGUCGCAAAUUACACUUAUUUAAAUCGCUUUUUGCAUACUUAUGCAGAUCACUUUCACAAUUUCAAUAAUAGAGAACAUGUGCUUUCAUUGCCUUGUGAGUUUCACUGUGUGUGAUUUUAAUACUCCCCCCGCUAAGCUAUAUAGAAAUAACAAUGGAACUCAUUCAUAACGUACGAUACUGGAUAUGUAACAGGAGUCUAUAGGUCUCAUUGGGUCUCCAUGAUGCUUUGCCUAACACAGGUCAACCUGUCCUCCCCUCUUAAUCCUGGAUAAGAGCUUGGUUAAUCAGCCUUAUUACUGUAAUAACAUUAGAAAGUGGAUGACUGCAUGCCUUUAUAGUCUAGGCUGGUGUUCGUGUCCGACCAGUGCGCACAGCCGUACUGUGACCUUGCAAAUCCCGUUAUGCCGUUGUAAGGUAGCCAAACAGCCCAAGCCCCUCUUCCUUUAACUAGCUUAUAACUCAUAUGUUCAAGCAUAUGUCAGGGCAAAGAUUGAAUCAAGCUGGGUAGCUGUGGGGUGUAGGUCAUGUAUGGAGGUUAUACUGUACGUGGUCUAGGAGUAGUUUGUUUACAUUGUCUACAGGUGUUGCGUUGGUGUGUCUUCGUGCUCAUGAAGUCUGCCCUGACGUAUGUUGAGGAUCUCUGACACUGAUGGAGAAACGGACUCUGCCUCGACACAAGGUGGCUACACGCCCACUCUCCCACCCACACACAGCCUGUCCCCGUCUAUUUUAAAAAGACCAACAAAGUCACCCCACAACGAUGUCACCAUCCGUUAACUCAACGCUGUCAGCUCCUGAGAUGUAGUCAGGCAGGGAGGUGACAACUCGCGUUUCCAGGUGCCAUGGUAACAGAACUGAAUGUCUUAUCACUUGUGGAUUCUCUGUGGUUUCUUCUCUCUUCCUCUUCCCAAAGCCCAAUCCAAUAUUAAAGCUAAACCAAUGCAUCUAUGAACAUGACCCUUGCCACAGUUUUUAUGAAGUCAUUAUUUUCAUUACGGUAUUGUGAAGAGAUAUGUGCGCAUAUGUUUUUUUGUACAAAACCCCCUCCAAUGGAGUCACGUAACGCUACAGGUGCUGUUUUCUGUCUUCUAAUUUCUCUCCUCUUCUCUAAUUUAUUGUGCCCUUUUCUCCAAGGCUGUUUUGCCUCAUUCGCUGAUAAGUUUCUUUUUGUAUUAUUAAUCCUUUCAAUUUGGUUUAGUCACUGCUAAUGUAACAAAACGCACUGUGAUGAUUCCAGUAUUAAUAAAAUAUGUACUUAAACUGUG